UCUAUAUAUUGUUGAUUGUUGGUGUCUGUCUGCAAGUGAAAAUGGAGUCUUCAAAGAGUUAUACUCGUUGUUUUGAUGUCGGAUGCUCUUCUUCAGUUAAAGAGAACGAGCUUAGGUUUCCUCAUCCUAUUAGAUAUCCCUCUGAAAUCUUUUUGAGUAUAUGUUUCCAAUGCAAGAAGAGUCUUCAGGGAAAAGAUAUCUACAUGUACAGGAGUAUGCCAUUUUGCAACAAUGAAUGCCGUAACCAGAGGAUACGGUUGGACGAGGAGGAGAUACCCAAAUUGAAAACCAAGACAUAGAAAGCGAAGAAUUGAAAGACUGAGAUAUUUUGUCCACAUUUUAUGUUUUUUUGAAGGUUUUGUAUUUUUUGAUGGGGAUGAUAAUUAUAUGACUCGAGCUUACACUACUAUUUUUGAUAAAAAUA
Messenger RNA from Medicago truncatula (barrel medic), 424 nucleotides. Its product is annotated as FCS-Like Zinc finger 13-like. The transcript has 2 exons. The record is from RefSeq and is a predicted model, not a curated record. NCBI's taxonomy places the organism in Eukaryota, Viridiplantae, Streptophyta, Magnoliopsida, Fabales, Fabaceae. Bases 42 to 299 code for a protein of 85 amino acids.